AUGCGCAAAUUCAUUGAUCGGAGGGAAGAGACACUGAUAUCAGAGGUGAAUUCUGCUUAUGAUGUCAGAAAGAAGCAGAAGGAGGCAAACAAGUACAUCCUUGACCUCCACCGUGCCUCCCUGCAAAGUCCCUGUGACUUUGCCCAGGAACUUAUCACGAAUGGCACUACUCAGAUAUCCUACAGCCCUGGUGAGAUAUAUGUCGCUGGACUGGAAGCCAUGUUAGGACAGGAGACAGUAGAGUCACAACCUCCAUUAGCUGGACUGGUAACAAUUCCAAGAUCAGCACCACAUCCUCCUGUUUUCUUGGAUAAGGCCGAGUGUUUCCAUUCCUUCAAUGCUAAGCUGAAAGGUAAUAGAAAAUUUAACUUUUCUGGGUUGGCCAUAGAUGAGGAAUACGUGUUUGUGGUGGAUAAAGGUAAUGACAAAACAAAAUCGUUCACACACGCUGGCGGGUUUAAAUAUGAAAUUAAACUGCUUCAACCGCAUGGUGUGGCUGUGUCACAAACUGGUCAUCUGUAUAUUACAUCAGUGGGUGACAAAUAUGUACAAGUGUAUUCCACCAGGGGCCAACAGUUGACAACCAUGGGUCAAGGUCAACUGGAGAAGCCAUUUGGUAUUACAUUGGACAGACAAGGUCAUGUGAUGGUUUGUGACAAGGCAAAGAAGGGCAUUUUCACAUUUCAUGCAGAGAAGGGACAGCUCCUGAGCACUAUACCUCUCAGCAUGUGUGAAUGCCCAGUGUACAUCACAGCGAACAGUGUGGAUGAUAACAUUGUGAUAUCAGACUGGGGCAUUGACUGCGUAUAUGUGCUGUCACCUACUGGUGAUCAACUGUACCAGUAUGGCGGGCGUGGUGUUGGUGAGCUGAGAUUGCCACGUGGAGUGUGCACAGACAGCUAUGGUCACAUCUUCAUUGCUGACUGGAACCACAGGAUAGUGGCAUUGAGUCCACAGGGAGAGUUUAUCACAUACAUUGCCACUAAGGAUGAUGGGUUGAAUCAUCCUGUAGCAGUAGCCAUCAACCCUACUGGCCAGCUGGUGGUAGCAGAGGCAGAGGGCAAAGUUAAAACAUUCCAGUACCUACAGUAA
This is a messenger RNA of Lingula anatina, 1092 nucleotides long. Its product is annotated as tripartite motif-containing protein 3-like. The record is from RefSeq and is a predicted model, not a curated record. Lineage: Eukaryota; Metazoa; Brachiopoda; Lingulata; Lingulida; Lingulidae.